Messenger RNA from Bradysia coprophila, 627 nucleotides. RefSeq names its product putative defense protein Hdd11. NCBI's taxonomy places the organism in Eukaryota, Metazoa, Arthropoda, Insecta, Diptera, Sciaridae. The record is from RefSeq and is a predicted model, not a curated record.
GUAUAGAGCUUUCGCCAAUUCAACAUUAACGUCUGCAAAAAGAAAAUGAUUUUUCUAAAAUUAAUUUUCAUACUGUUUACCAUCUCUCAAUUGUCGUACGCUUUUCACAAUGGCGCUGACGACUCAGUUUGUCAAGACAUGACACCGAGUCAUGGCCCAUUCGUUCCAGCAACAUCGCCAGCCCCAUUCACAGUUACAACAUCCGUUUCCAGUAUCAGUCCUGGGCAACAAUUAACAGUCUCAAUAACACGAACAAAUACAGCUACCGCACUUCUUGGAUUCAUGAUACAAGCACGAUCGACAGCUGGAACUGUCCAUGGUCAAUUUUUACCCGCACAAGGAAUGAGACUAAUGGGCUGUGCACCUAUUGGUGGAAGUGCAACACAUUCAGUUUCUGAGCAAAGAGCAUCAAUUACACUGACUUGGGUGCCGCCACCCAUUGGCUUCGUUGGGAAUGUCGUGUUCCAUGUUACGGCUGUGCAAGACUUCGCUCUAUUUUGGACACACGUUCAAUCUGGCCCUGUCGCUGUCAAUCCAUAAAAAGGAUCAAACCGUUAAUUGUAAAUGCAGUUGUUACUUGGUUGUAACAGCUAACGAGAGAGAUAUCAAAAACAUAAAAAAUACAAA